ACUACAUACAAAGUUUUAAAUCCAUGAAGAAUGUUGUUCAACACGAUGCGGUUGGCAUUCCACAGGAAUACAUUGCCAUCCCACUUAUUAUUGAACUAGUUUAUUCACUUAUGACUGUAACAACAAAAGGUAUUAGCAUGCCCUUCAAAAAAAUUCCAAUAAACUUUGUGAGCAUUGAUUUAUCAGGAAACAAAUUUGAAGGAGAGAUUCCAAAAGUAAUUGGAGAGCUUCAAGCACUCACAGGACUUAACCUCUCCCACAACAGACUCAGGGGUCCUAUUCCCCAAUCCAUGGGAAAUUUGACAAUGUUGGAAUCUUUGGAUCUCUCUUCAAAUAUGCUCACCGGUAGGAUUCCUGCAGAAUUCCUGAAUAUGAAGUUUCUUGAAGUACUUAAUCUUUCCUAUAAUCAUCUUGUGGGCGAAAUACCCAAAGGAAAGCAAUUUUGUUCUUUUUCGAAUGAUUCCUAUAAGGGAAACUUGGGCCUGUGUGGGGAUCCAUUGACAAUGAAAUGCGGCCAGAAGCAUGAUGAAGAUCCUCCACCCUCACAAAGCUUGCAGAGAGAAGAGAGAUUUGGAUUUGGUUGGAAAACAGUGGCUAUAGGAUACGGUUGUGGAACAGUAUUUGGAGUGGGGAUUGGAAGUUUUAUAUUUUUCAUGGGAAAGCCAAAAUCGGUUGUGAGAAUAGAAUUUUGUGUGUAUAAUACUAUGUCACUUGUGCUAUGUAAUGUUCUCUUGCAGGCUUCUCCAGAUCAGAGUGCAUUGGAUACAGACAUUCCUUAUCAAAUUGCAUCAUUUGCCUUCAUUAUGAUCCAACUUUUUGGAAUUAUAGCAGUGAUGUCUCAGGCUGCAUGGCAAGUUUUCCUUGUCUUUAUUCCUGUAGUCACAAUGAGCAUCUGGUAUCCGCAAAAUUAUAUUCCAUCAGCUCGAGAACUGUCACGUUUAGUUGGAGUCUGCAAAGCACCAAUCAUUCAACACUUUUCUGAAACAAUUUCUGGUACCUCAACCAUUAGAAGCUUUGAUCAGCAAUCGAGAUUUCAGGAAACAAAUAUGAAACUGAGUGAUGGGUAUUCUCGGCCAAAGUUCAACAUUGCUGGUGCCAUGGAAUGGUUGUGCUUCCGCUUAGACAUGUUGUCUCUUAUCACUUUUGUCUUUUCCUUAAUAUUUUUAAUAUCUAUUCCAGUGGGAUUGAUAGAUCCAGGCCUUGCUGGUUUAGCGGUUACGUAUGGACUAAAUUUGAACGAGAUACAAGCUUGGAUGAUAUGGAAUCUCUGGAAUAUGGAGAAUAAAAUUAUAUCAGUGGAAAGAAUACUUCAGUAUACUUGUAUUCCUAGUGAGCCUCCCCUUGUUAUAGAUGAAAAUCGGCCAGAUCCUUCUUGGCCCUCAAAUGGCGAGGUUGAUAUACAAGAUUUGCAGGUUCGCUAUGCUCCACAUCUUCCACUUGUGUUGUGUGGCCUUACGUGCAAAUUCCACGGAGGACUGAAAACUGGCAUUGUUGGGAGAACAGGAAGUGGUAAAUCCACUCUCAUACAAACGCUUUUCCGAGUUGUUGAGCCUGCUGCAGGGCAAAUUAUGAUCGACAACAUCAACAUCUCUUCGAUUGGACUUCAUGAUUUGAGGUCUAGACUAAGCAUUAUUCCUCAGGAUCCUACCAUGUUUGAAGGGACAAUAAGAAAUAAUCUGGACCCUCUUGAAGAAUACACUGAUGAUCAAAUUUGGGAGGCCUUGGAUAAAUGUCAACUUGGAGACGAAGUUAGAAAGAAAGAAGGAAAGCUUGACUCCAAAGUUAGUGAGAAUUGUGAGAAUUGGAGUAUGGGUCAGAGACAGUUGGUCUGCCUUGGUAGGGUACUGCUUAAGAAAAGCAAGGUUUUGGUUCUUGAUGAAGCCACUGCAUCAGUCGAUACAGCUACGGAUAAUUUGAUUCAGAAAACUCUUAGGAAACAUUUUGCUGACUCCACAGUUAUUACCAUUGCACACAGAAUAACUUCAGUUCUUGACAGUGAUAUGGUUCUGCUUCUUAGUCAAGGACUUAUUGAGGAGUAUGACUCCCCAACAAGGUUGCUGGAGAACAAGUCAUCAUCUUUUGCUCAGCUUGUUGCUGAGUAUACCAUGAGGUCCAAGUCCAGUUUUGAGAAAUCCGAUGGUCACUGAUAGAAAUUGAAACAAAAAAGCUUCUAGAUAAUGAUGAAAAUGUGGAGGGUUACAUGAAUUGUGAUUUUUGUAUGGAAAAUGUACUUCCACCCAACAAAUAGAAUGAUGCAUAUCAAGUUACAAAAAGAUUCUAAAUGCGUCGUAUAAAUUGACCAUGAUAUUUGGUAAUGGUAUAGUAAGCUCUUAUGUUA
Messenger RNA from Vigna unguiculata (cowpea), 2338 nucleotides. RefSeq names its product ABC transporter C family member 3-like. Gene Ontology annotation, biological process: transmembrane transport. Lineage: Eukaryota; Viridiplantae; Streptophyta; Magnoliopsida; Fabales; Fabaceae. Gene Ontology annotation, molecular function: ABC-type transporter activity; ATP hydrolysis activity; ATP binding. The record is from RefSeq and is a predicted model, not a curated record. Gene Ontology annotation, cellular component: membrane.